UCCCCCGCCACUCCUCCUCCUCCUCCUCCCCUCCUCCCCUCCUCCUAUCCCUCCGCCUUCCGCCCGUUCGCUCGUUUGCAAACGCGCAUUCCAUCAUACUUAUGAAAUUCACCAUUCUACUCCUUCCCACAGCAGACGUCGUUCGUCUCUCAAGGAUCAUCCGGGGACCUCCUGCCCCGCGAUGGACGAUGAACGCCGAGUCGAGUUGGACUGUAUAGCCGCCAUCUACCCCGAGAUUCGGUUCGACCCAGAAGACCCCUUCUCUGCCUCUAUCGAACUUCCAGUCAACCCGACAAAUCUAGUCACGGUCGUCUUCCCAGCGUCCUCCGACGGCCAUCUCAUCACCCCUCCACUCUCUACCAACUCUAGUCAAGAGGACGAAGUUGCGCCAGCAAACAAUGUCGAAUCGCAUAAUCUAGCAUAUUUACCACCACUUCAGCUGCGUGUUACUCUACCAGAGGGUUAUCCGGAGGAACAACCUGCCAAAUUCGAACUUUCGACAACGCCAGCAUGGCUCAGCCGUUCAUAUCUUGACAAGCUACAGGAGAAUGGGGAGAGCAUGUGGGAAGAUAGUGGACGCAGUUCUGUUAUCUAUGGAUAUAUCGACUUUCUGCAACAAGAAGCCGAGAACGCCUUUGGGUUUGCGGAGAGUGGCAAGAUACUGGAAAUUUCUCAAGAUUUCAAGAUCUCUUUGCUGGACUACGACAUCAAGGCCACCCAGGCUGCCUUCUCCAAGGAGACUUUUGACUGCGGGGUCUGUCUUGAUCCCAAGAAAGGUUCUGUUUGCCACCGGAUGAUCGAUUGUGGCCAUGUGUUCUGUGUUGAAUGUCUACAAGACUUCUACAACAAUGCGAUCAAGGAGGGCGAUCUUGCUCCAGUUCGUUGCUUGGCGCCAGAUUGUGCGAAGAAGCGUGCAGAGGCACAGACAUCCACGAUGAAAAAUCGAAGACUCAAGAUACAGCUCAGCCCUAGCGAAUUGCUCCAAAUACCCCUCGAGCACGAUGUUGUCUCCCGGUACGUGAAGUUGAAGUACAAGGCGGAGUUGGAGUCGGACAAGAACACCAUUUACUGUCCGAGAAAGUGGUGCCAAGGAGCUGCUAGGUCGAAGAAACACCGCAAGCCCGACGGCUUUGAAGAUACAGAGAGCUCGAGCGAUGAAUCAGACGAUGAGACAAGCGGCCCCGGGAAGUUUGCGGCCGGAAAGGAUCUUCUCGCUGUGUGCGAAGACUGCUCAUUCGCAUUUUGCAGCAGAUGUUACCAGGGCUGGCACGGUGAAUUCACAACUUGCACACCGAAAACCAAUACUGGAGAACUCACCGAAGAGGACAAGAAGUCUCUUGAAUAUCUGAAGGCCCACUCGACACCCUGCCCCACCUGUGCGGCUCCUUGCCAAAAGACUCAUGGUUGCAAUCACAUGAUUUGCUUCAAGUGUCGUUCACACUUUUGCUACUUAUGCUCGGCAUGGCUUUCCCAGACAAAUCCUUACCAACAUUACAACGAAGAGAAAACCUGGUGCUACAUGCGUCUGUGGGAGCUUGAGGAAGGUGAUGGAGAUGAUGUUGUUCCAGGUGGCGGUCGGCCUGUCGAAAUCCCUGACGAAGAGGAGGAACUUGAGGAGGCUCCAGUCGAGGUCGUCAACGAAGCAGCAGCUGCCCCUGCUGUCGAGUUUCCUGAAAUUGUUGUGCAAGAGCCUCCGCCAGCCCCCCGAGACGAACUCGAACGCGAAGGUCCUCUCGUCCUCAGAAUCAACCAAGUUCCCCAACCUGUUCCCGUCGCCCCAGCGAUUCGAGAUCCCCCAGCGGCCAACCAGCAAAAUCGCGGCCCCCAACGCCAAGCAGCACAAAACGUCCGCAGACAGCCAGGUAUACCGAUCGGGGGACGUCGAGCGGGUCGUCCACACAACCGGCAACGAGACCGAGAGGAUUUGGGAAGACAAAGAGCUGCAGCAAAUCAAGAAGCAGCACAGCAAGCUUGGGUGCAGAUGUUCGUACGGAUGGCAUUGAAUGAUGAGGAAGAUCAGUUGGAUAGUGAUGACGAAGAUGAUGAUGGAGCAGCGUGGGAAAUUCCCGUUAGAUGAUGAAGAGGAUCGUGCGAAUGUUGUCAUUUCGGAGUUGGUGGACAGGAAUUUGCAUAGCGAGGGCGUUUUGAUUCCAGAUCUGGGCAUAUACCGCCAAGAUAAUAUCGAGAGCUUCUAGUGAGAAACUGGCAUAUUUUAGAGGUCUUCAUAAUUGUUUGAUUCAUUCUCG
Messenger RNA from Hyaloscypha bicolor E, 2246 nucleotides. Its product is annotated as RWD-domain-containing protein. Gene Ontology annotation, molecular function: ubiquitin conjugating enzyme binding; ubiquitin protein ligase activity; zinc ion binding. The record is from RefSeq and is a predicted model, not a curated record. The transcript has 2 exons. Gene Ontology annotation, cellular component: ubiquitin ligase complex; cytoplasm. Gene Ontology annotation, biological process: protein polyubiquitination; ubiquitin-dependent protein catabolic process; positive regulation of proteasomal ubiquitin-dependent protein catabolic process. NCBI's taxonomy places the organism in Eukaryota, Fungi, Ascomycota, Leotiomycetes, Helotiales, Hyaloscyphaceae. Bases 182 to 2077 code for a protein of 631 amino acids.